Messenger RNA from Zingiber officinale, 653 nucleotides. RefSeq lists its product as uncharacterized. Bases 93 to 389 code for a protein of 98 amino acids. NCBI's taxonomy places the organism in Eukaryota, Viridiplantae, Streptophyta, Magnoliopsida, Zingiberales, Zingiberaceae. The record is from RefSeq and is a predicted model, not a curated record. The transcript has 4 exons.
UAUAUAAACAACCAGAAUGCGACAUCUGAGCAUUACUUGAUCGGGAUUUCUCUUCCUCACGGUGAACCCUAGCGAUCUGGUAGUUUACAUCAAUGGCAGCACGGGCGGUGUUGGCGGCAGCGGCUUCUUCCCUCUCUCGUUCAUCAUCGGCCAAUUCGGCUGCCAGAUUCGUUCCCCGCCGGGGUCUAGCUAGCGGCGGAGAUCAUCAUGGGCCUCCAAAAAUUAACUUCUGGGAAGAUCCAGUCAGCCCAUCCAAGUGGAAGGAAGAACAUAUUGUGAUUCUCAGUCUCUCUGGUUGGGGUUUGUUCAUUUAUGGAGGAUACAAGGCUUUCAGUGGAAAUAAUGAAAACAAGGCAGAGGCGGGAGAAAAAUCUGUCCUCCCUGCAUAAUUCAAAGGUUUCAUGUUUCCUUCUGUCUCACAAGCACUGUAAUAAGACAUACUGAAGGAUAUCUUUCCCUCCUUCAAGUUUCUCUACUGUUAUGUUUGCAACACCUCACCACUAUUUACAAUGUUAAUUAAAUUCCCUCUUGGGAGCUUCAUUUAGAACCAAAUUGCAAAGAUCAGUGAUAUUUUUGUUUCCUAUCACUAGCCUUUGCUUUAAAUUUACAACUGUUUUGUCAAUUAAUAAAAGACCUGUUAAGCAUUUCUAUUU